Venustampulla echinocandica is the source of this 1227-nucleotide messenger RNA. RefSeq names its product Glycosyltransferase family 50 protein. Gene Ontology annotation, cellular component: glycosylphosphatidylinositol-mannosyltransferase I complex; membrane. The transcript is spliced from 3 exons. Bases 1 to 1227 code for a protein of 408 amino acids. The record is from RefSeq and is a predicted model, not a curated record. Lineage: Eukaryota; Fungi; Ascomycota; Leotiomycetes; Helotiales; Pleuroascaceae. Gene Ontology annotation, molecular function: alpha-1,4-mannosyltransferase activity; GPI mannosyltransferase activity. Gene Ontology annotation, biological process: GPI anchor biosynthetic process.
AUGUCACGCUUCUUCGCAAGCCCCGUUCUCGUCUUCUCCUCUGCCAUUGCGCUUAGGGUGGUCCUAUUCUUCUACGGCCUGUGGCAAGACGCCAACUCACCCGUGAAAUAUACGGACAUCGACUACUUCGUUUUUACCGAUGCGGCGCGUUUCACUGCUCACACGCAAGGCUCUCCAUACGACCGGGAAACUUACCGGUACACGCCGCUCCUGGCUUGGAUGCUCUGGCCGACAACAUGGUCCGGCACCUGGUUCUCUUUUGGAAAGGCCCUCUUCGCCGUUGGAGACAUUAUAGCUGGCUGGCUAAUUGUCAUUGUCCUCCAGAGCUCAAAUCAUAUGUCUCUUGAGCGCGCUUUAAAAUUUGCCAGUCUUUGGCUCUUAAAUCCCAUGGUUGCCACUAUUAGUACGAGGGGUAGCUCUGAAGGCCUACUGGGUGUAAUGGUGAUUGCCCUCUUAUGGGCCAUCACCCAGAAAAGGAUAUCACUCGCCGGCGUUCUGCUGGGACUGGGCGUUCAUUUUAAAAUCUAUCCAUUUAUAUACGCUUCAUCUAUUAUCUGGUGGCUAGAUGAUGAGCGAGUCCCUUCACACACAACACCUUCUCGGGCCGAAAGCUCCAGCAUCGUCAGUCUCGCAAUGAAAUUCUGCAACAGCGCUCGAAUCAGACUUGUUGUGAUAAGUCUCCUAACCUUCACAAUACUAAAUACCGUGAUGUACUCGAUGCACAAUUUCUCCCCAUACAACACUCUCCUUUACCUCAGCUCCUCCGGCCUCGGAUCCCUAGCCAUGAACCUUGAAUCCCUAGCCUUCCUCCCACAGCUCUUACUUUCAGCUGUCAUCCUACCUCUCGUGCUAGCAAAGAAGGAUCUCCCUUCCACGAUGCUAGCUCAAACGUUCGCAUUUGUUGCAUUUAAUAAAGUUUGCACCAGCCAGUAUUUCCUCUGGUAUAUGGUAUUCCUACCCUUUUACCUUCCCAACUCUUCCCUCCUGGCAAACAAAUUCCUCGGACUUUCAGUAGCUGCACUUUGGGUGGCGACCCAAGGAUUAUGGUUGCACCAGGGCUUCCAACUUGAGUUUCUCGGGAAAAGCACAUUUGUUCCUGGCCUCUGGGUAGCCGGUAUCUUGUUCUUUCUUACCAACGCCUGGAUUCUUGGGAUCAUCGUUUUGGAUAUCGGUUCUUCUGCUACAAAGUCUGUCAUGAAACCGAAAGCACGUCUAUCAAAGUCAUGA